Messenger RNA from Chaetomium strumarium, 1603 nucleotides. RefSeq names its product S-adenosyl-L-methionine-dependent methyltransferase. The record is from RefSeq and is a predicted model, not a curated record. NCBI's taxonomy places the organism in Eukaryota, Fungi, Ascomycota, Sordariomycetes, Sordariales, Chaetomiaceae. Bases 239 to 1267 code for a protein of 342 amino acids. The transcript is spliced from 8 exons.
CUAGGCAGAGUCCGUCGCACAGCAGCAAAAGUGUCCGGGGUGUUGCAGACCGCCCAAUGCAACCGCAUCCUGCAUCUCUCUGCAGACUGCAUUGAAGAUUCUCGGGACGGCCAGCCGAAUCACCGCCAACAACCCCGCUCUAUUGUGCUCUGAACCAACAUCUUCUCUUUCAAUCGACAGAUUGCAUUUCUUGUCAUUUUGUCUCAUUUCUAAACGGGAGCCACGACGCACCGCGGACAUGGCGGAAGGCGAACCCGGCGCGGCAUCUCCCAAGCAGCAGGGGUGGACCGAGCACGAGACGGAGAAGAUCGAGGUGGACGUCACAGCCACUGAUGUGGAUAACAACCCCGACGACACCGCCGGCGAAUCCAGCUACGCAACGUCCUUGGCGUCCAGCGUGGUCGACUAUCCCGUCGAACACGGCCGCCGCUAUCAUGCGUUUCGAGCGGGAAGAUACUCGCGGCCGAACGACGAGCAAGAGAUGCAGCGGCUGCUGCUGCUCCACGACAUCAUGACCCGCCUCAUCGGCGGCCUGUAUCUCGCGCCCAUCGACAAGGCAAAGACGCGCCGGAUCCUGGAUAUUGGCACGGGCACUGGCGUGUGGGCCAUCUCGAUCGCGGAUGAGUUCCCCGAUGCAACGAUCAUCGGCAACGACCUCUCGGCCAACCAGACCACGUUCGUGCCGCCCAACGUCAAGUUCGAGGUCGACGACGUCGAAGACGCCUGGGUCCAGCCGCUCAAAUACGAUUGGAUUUUCAGUCGGUACAUGGCCGCCAGCAUCCAGGACUGGCCCAAGCUAGUCAAGACCAUCUUCGAGAACCUCAACCCGGGCGGCUACGCCGAAUUCCAAGACUUCAACCUGCUCUACUACUCCGAAGACAACUCCCUGACCGAAUCGCACGCGCUCAGGCAGUGGAUCACGACGCUCUGCUCCGCGGCCGAGUCGCUGGGGCGCGACCCCAACCCGGGCUCCAAGCUUUCUGGCUGGGUGCGUGACGCCGGGUUCGCCAACGUCGUGCACAGGCGCUUUCGCUUGCCCAUCGGCACCUGGCCGCGCGAUCCGCUGCUCAAGGAGGUCGGCGGGUGGAACCUGACCCAGGUCAGUAAUGGCCUGGAGGGGCUCAGCAUGCGUCUGUAUACGGGGGUGCUGGGGUGGGCGGAGGCCGAGGUUAGGGCCAUGUUGGAGAAGGUCAGGGGGGAUUUGGCGGAUCCGGGGGUGCAUGCUAUGUUUGAUUUUCAUGUGGUGUAUGGACAGAAGCCGGAGUGAGAUAUAGGAUGUUGGUGUGGUUCGGUGGACCGGGUGGUAAUCAAAAAAGGCUGGAGGAGGUUCUGGUAAUGCUCCUACAUCAAACACCGGCGUACUUGGUAUAGUGUUACUUGUGAGAUGAUCGCAUGAACCUUCCAAUACCAGCACAGCAGCCCAUGGGUCCUUUCCAUAUUCUCUCAUUGAACGUCUAUCUCUAUUUUUUGACCCAACCUUCUUCCAGGUUUGAUACAACCGACCAGCCUGAGUUGAACAGGCGCUGAGUAUGGUUGUGCACGUUAAUAAAGUGGCUAUAAACCGGCCGAGUGGUUGCCCGCGCCGUGACCCGCGAGCACGUUC